AGGCUCUGUGUGUUGCAGCUCGUGGUGUCAGAGCGCCAGUGUGUGUCUCAGUCUGCCGGCGUGAGUGUGUGCAUCGGUGCGUCGCCGUGUGUGUGUGAAUGUGUGUGUGAGUGACUCCGGCGCUCUCUCUCUCUCUGCGUACGACAGGUGGAGAUGACAUGACUGCGCUCGAGAGGAAGGAAGGGAAGGACCUACGCGGUCAGCAAGUGUUUCUGCGUCCGGAGGAGAGUUCCGCUCCAGCUCUGACCACCAGACAGUCCACCACGGUGUCCGAACAACUCCAGGAUGCUUUGCUGCGGCUGGCGGCGGUUGUUGACGCUCGCUCGCUGCGAGUGGCCCUUCGAGACAGCAUACAGGAGCUGCUAUCCAGCACGGAGUGUGUAUGUGUCUACAUGCUGGAGGGACACUCGAGGCUGCUAUCUGACGACCCGCCACAUGAACUGCCUCUGGAGGGAAAGAUCAGGAGUAUCGCAGACCAGCUGAGGCGAUGUCAGUGCGCCGGCCUUCCUCCCUCUGAACUGCCAGAAAAACACAGAAUCUGCCUCGCGGCGCCGUUGGCAGCACACAGACGAGCUGUUGUGAUUCCCAUCUUGGGUCAGGAGCCGGACAAGGCAUUCGCUGUCUUACUGGUGGGCUGUAAUCCACUGACUGAUCAGGAUGAACUGCAUCUUAACUUGCUGGAGAAACACGCCUCGGUGGCGUGUGUGCGGGUCCAAGCCAUUCAGACAUCCCACCAGAGGCCUCCCCUCAGCCCCUCACCCAUACAGUCCCACAAUGCACUGCUGCAUCUCAACGUCUCAGAACAGGACUACUGCGAGCUGGACCGCAACAUUCUGCAACUCUGUGGCGAGCUCUAUGACCUUGAUGCAGCCUCGCUCCAGCUCAAAGUCAUCAAUUAUCUGCAGCAGCAGACUCAGUCGCAGUGUUGUUGUCUACUACUGGUGUCUGAGGACAACCACCAGCUGUUCUGCCAGGUGGUUGGAGACAAAGUCGUGGAAGAGGAGAUCAGCUUCCCGUUGAUGUUUGGACGUUUCGGUCAGGUUGUUGAGAAGAAGAAGUCAAUUACUCUUCAGGACGUCAGUGCUGAGGAGCGUAGGCAGCUGUCCAGUAUGUUAGGCUGUGAGAUCUCGUCCAUGCUCUGCGUCCCUGUGGUCAGCAGGGCCACUGCUCAGGUGGUGGCGUUAGCGUGCGCCUUCAACAAGCAGGGGGGCCUGAGACACACAGAGGCAGAUGAGUAUGCCAUCCAGCACUGUUUCUGCUACACUUCAACGGUUCUCACUUCAACUUUGGCCUUUCAGAAGGAACAGAAGCUCAAAGUGGAGUGUCAGGCACUCUUACAAGUGGCCAAGAAUCUCUUCACACACUUGGAUGACGUGUCAGUGCUGUUACAGGAAAUUAUAGUGGAGGCCAGGAAUCUCAGUGAUGCAGAGAUCUGCUCAGUGUUCCUGCUGGAUCGCGUCAGUCACGAGCUGGUGGCGAAGGUGUUUGACGGGGGCGUGGUCAGUGAUGAAGAGAAUGAGUUUCGUAUCCCAGCAGAUCAGGGCAUUGCGGGCCACGUGGCGACCACUGGUCAGAUCCUAAACAUUAAGGACGCCUACUCCCAUCCUCUCUUCUACCGAGGCGUGGACGACAGCACCGGCUUCAAGACUCGCAACAUCCUCUGUUUCCCCAUCAAAGACGAGAACAAUGAGGUGAUUGGUGUGGCUGAGUUGGUGAACAAAAUGAACGGGCCGUGGUUCAACCGCUUCGAUGAGGAUCUGGCCACAGCGUUCUCCAUCUACUGUGGUAUCAGCAUCGCCCACUCUCUGCUCUAUAAGAGGGUCCACGAAGCUCAGUUCAGGUCCCACCUGGCCAAUGAAAUGAUGAUGUACCACAUGAAGGUUUCGGAGGAAGAGGUGACUAAAAUGCUGGUGACGGGGAUUGAGCCAGUGAAGGAGAUCCACCCCUGCUUCGCUGAGUUCACAUACACACCUCGCUCCCUGCUCGAUGACACCACACCCAUGUGUGUCCUCAGCAUGUUGGAAGAUAUGGGUUUCAUCAACACAUACAAGAUUGACCGGCACACUCUCGCCAGGUUCUGUCUAAUGGUGAAGAGAGGCUACAGAGACCCUCCCUACCACAACUGGAUGCACGCCUUCUCUGUCUCACACUUCUGCUACCUGCUCUACAAAAACCUAGGGCUGUCCAACUACCUCGAGGAUAUAGAGAUUUUGGCUCUCUUCGUCUCCUGUAUGUGCCAUGACCUGGACCACCGUGGUACCAACAACUCUUUCCAAGUCGCCUCGCAAUCUGUGCUGGCGGCUCUCUACAGCUCUGAGGGAUCUGUGAUGGAGAGACAUCACUUCGCCCAGGCCAUUGCCAUUCUGAACACUCAUGGCUGCAACAUCUUCGAGAAGUUCUCCCGGAAGGACUACCAGCGCAUGCUGGAUCUAAUGAGGGACAUCAUUCUGGCGACAGACUUGGCUCACCACCUUCGCAUUUUCAAGGACCUGCAGAAGAUGGCUGAUGACGGUUACAAUCCAAAGAGACGCUCCCACCGCUCCAUGCUGUUGUGCCUGCUGAUGACAUCGUGUGACUUAUCAGACCAAACCAAGGGCUGGAAAACCACACGCAAGAUUGCUGAGCUGAUUUAUAAGGAGUUCUUCUCUCAAGGAGAUCUGGAAAAAGCCAUGGGGAACCGGCCCAGUGAAAUGAUGGACAGAGAAAAGGCGUACAUCCCAGAACUACAGAUAAGCUUCAUGGAACAUAUCGCCAUGCCAAUCUACAAGCUGCUGUCUGAACUGAUUCCUGGGGCCACUGAGCUGUACGAGAGAGUGGCGGCAAAUCGGGAGCAGUGGACCAAGGUGUCCCACAAGUUCUCUAUCCGUGGGUUGCCAAGCAACAACAGCCUAGACUUCCUGGACCAGGAAUAUGAGCUGCUCCAGUCCCAGGGUGCUUUCGGGAGCGACGACCACUGCCUCAACGGUUGCCUGGAAGACGCUGAGGGAGGGAAGGGUCAGUGAUGACGGCGGGCUGCCGGCUGUUUCCUGAAGUUUUCUGUGGUCCAAGAAGAGGCUGACGAUACCUUUUCAGUGACCUAAGAGGGAGGGGUCUCUCUGCUGGCAAUCUCUUAGAUGCUUAGCAGGCGACGCAGAAUGGACAGGACAAAGCUUCGAACCAAUUGAAUCAGACAAAUGAUUUGCCGAUUCAGUGAUUAGAUGCUACAUGUUGCUUUUGUCUCCUGUUCAGGAAAGUAGAAGGUGGUGACUUUAUCUUUUUCAGCAGCUAUACUGGAAAAAUAAGUUUUACCACAAGUUCACUCAUACACCACUGAUCCUGAUUAAGAUUGUAAACACACACACACACACACACACACACACACACACACACACAUGCACAGAGUAGACACAAAAGACAGAGAAAACACAAUUCAUUGUUAUGGAAAAAGACUACUUCAACAUGUAACAUGUGAGAUAAAGUGCUAUACUUUCUGUAAAAAAAUUUCAUAGUAUCUUAUAUUGAUUUUGAAAUGGCUCAGCUUUGUUCACACACGAGCAGUUGCCACAGUCCCUCACCUGAUGCUUAUGAAUGCAUGCUGUAUGGACACCUCAUGUAUUAUUCCUUUAACCUGCGUCAGUGUUGAUUUCUCAAUGGCUAAGAAAUGAAUGCAGUCCAUUUUUUAUUCCAUCAGAGCAAAGUUUUGUAUUCAGCUCUUACAAGUAUAUUUAAUUAAUCCAUGAUCCUGAAGUUGUACAAGGGAGAUUUUGUUUAUUUGCUUUACGUACAGAUUCACUUUGACCAUCUUUUGGUUGCCUAUGGGACAAUUUGACAAUCACUGAUCAAUGACAGAUCCCUGGCCAUGACACCUCACUCAAUGCGUUAGACAUUACAAACACAUGCCCUAAUAAUAUAUGCAUAUUGAUUUCAUGCCACUGCAUCAAGUAUGCAUUUACACAUCAGGACAAAGGCCACAUGACCUAAUACCAACCCUUAGUUGAUUGUUCUCAUCAUUAUUUCCACUCCCUUGCACCUUUUCACUUUUUUUAUAUUUUUUGGUUUAAAGAUUUCUGAAUUUAAACUUUAGAGAGAGAGUGAUUGAAGCCCUUUAAAAGAUCCACCUCAUCUGUCAGUGUAAAUGUGCCAGAGUAGAGCGUGUUUGGAGUGUGUCACUGAGUGUGUCAUAUGGAUCUGCCUUAUUGCGCAUCUUUGCUGCCUUUCUUAGAGCUUUUAAUAUAUGAAAUUGAAUUAAACGUCUGUUUAGUAUGUAUGUUGUAUAUUUGUCAUAGACAUAGUUAGAGUAUCAAUGUGUCGACUGAAUGAUCGCAAUGCUCAGAUGAUGUAUAUUUGUGAAAUAACUGUGUAAAGACCUCAGAUUUCAUGUCAUUUUUCUUCUUUCUAUCCUAAGUUAUGUAUACAACCACUUGUGGCAGAUACAACAGCAUUUUUUUUCAGUUGGCAGUGCACCCAAAAUUUGUUUUUAAGAAGGAACUAGAGAUUUUGUCAUGGAAAUUACUCUUACCUUAAAAGCACCAACAGGUCGCUAUUGCUGCACUCCAAAGGAAAUGUUUGGAAAUUUAAGAGUUAAGUUCUCGGAUUGUGCCUCAUAGGAAACCUGACGUUUUGGGCUGUGGGGUUUUGUGUAACAAUAUGCCAUAUUCAGUUUUACCUCACAAUGUUUUAAAUAGGAAAUGCUGCAGAGUUAGGGUAAUAUAACUACAGGAAAGUUACACAAAGAGAAAAACUCUUGUUAUGGACAACACUGUAUGUGGGCAGUGUGUGGUGGGGUGAGAGUUACGGAGCGAAAGAGUGGAUGGACAUGUGGGUGAGAAAAGGAGCCAGAGAGAGGACUGGACCUAGUUGGUUUUAAGAUCAAGAGAGAAAUGUUUAGUAUAAACCCCUCGCUACAAAGCUGCUGUUGACAGAGAUGAGGCAGAUACAAACCUCAAGUGAUCUGCCAGAAUUCUAAGAUCUCCCCUUUUAUGCAGCCCUGAUAAUGCCAGUGACGCUAGAUUAAAGGAAAAAUGUUGCAAUCAUAGGAUUUUAAUGUAUAAUUUUUCUUUGAAAGCAUCUCUUCAGGAUGCAUUAGGGUGGAAGGUUAAUUGGUUAGUAAAGUGGUUUGAUGUAUGUGUCAUACCUACACUGGGGAAUCCAUUAGCGAGAUUGGAGGAAAAUGUUUGAUCUGCUGUGGUUUGCUACAUGGACUGAAUAUUUUUACCCUAAAGUUUUACAAGGGAAAGUGUGUUUGUAGAAUAGCCACUCUCUCUUACUCACGCCUUCUCUCUCAUAUGUGAUUCCCCGUUUCUGUUAUUUUUAAACCACUGUUUCACACGUACCUGCCUUUUUCAUGUGCAAUAUAAAGUAUCUGCUUCUGUGAUGUUACAUAGAUUCCUAUGUAAAUACCUAUGCCUCUUGUUAAAUCAUUGCUGUAGGUCUGGGUUCCCGAAGGCAUUUGAGAGUUAGAUCACGAGUGCUUGCUUCUCUUAAUGCUUUGAGUGUCCAGACCUCUGUCCGUUUUCUAUACUGAAUGUGUGUAUCUGUCCCUUCGUGUUUGUUUUUUGAAAGUCAGGGCUAAAUGUGCCAAGCAAACAUUUUCUACUUCCUGGCCAAGCUGCAACUGAAAAACAGGCAUACACUAAAUUAGAAUAUUUUUUUCUUCUUUAAUGUUGGCAUGUUAACGAGGGCUAUCUUCUUAUAAAACUUUUUUUCUGAUACAUCAUGACCAGGUCUGAAAUUGCAGCUCAUCCAGGAAGUAUGAACCUACCAAUCUCAUUUCCCGUCAUCACAGAGCAGCAGGAAUCUAACCUGUGAUGUAAUGUCAUUGUAACGAUUACCUGUGACAUAAUUGUUAAAAGUGGCAAAAGUAUAUUUGCUGUAAAUAUCAAAGUUUUAAAAGGAAAUGUUUCUUGAUUGUCUGUUAUUAUUACAAUGGGAAGUAUUUCAUUUCUGUAAUGUAUUUAAAGUGGUUGCAUCCUGUUCUCUUUUUUUUUUCAUGCCAUGUUUGAACAAGCCUGAGCUUAGACGUUUAGACAGAGGGAAUGAAAGAAAAAUAUGUGUAUUUAGGAUAUACAUGUGAUAUUCUACCACAGAGAAGAACCCAAACUUAUCUGAAAUGUAUAAAUAAUGCUUAUACUGAGGACUAAAUUCAGUCACAUGUUAAUUUGUUUUGUUGAGUUCUGAGUGCUGGUGGUCUUUUCUUUUUCGGACAUGAUGAACGAGGACUUUUUUGACAAGAAGAGAAAUUGGUGAAAUUUUGAUUUUUCUUUUCUUUCUUGGAAUAAACCUGGUGAAAGGC
Scophthalmus maximus (turbot) is the source of this 6271-nucleotide messenger RNA. It is a transcript of the gene pde2a, whose product is annotated as cGMP-dependent 3',5'-cyclic phosphodiesterase. The transcript is spliced from 31 exons. Gene Ontology annotation, biological process: regulation of mitochondrion organization; negative regulation of receptor guanylyl cyclase signaling pathway; cGMP catabolic process. Gene Ontology annotation, cellular component: cytosol; mitochondrial matrix; nucleus. The record is from RefSeq and is a predicted model, not a curated record. Gene Ontology annotation, molecular function: 3',5'-cyclic-AMP phosphodiesterase activity; protein homodimerization activity; 3',5'-cGMP-stimulated cyclic-nucleotide phosphodiesterase activity. Bases 159 to 3002 code for a protein of 947 amino acids. Lineage: Eukaryota; Metazoa; Chordata; Actinopteri; Pleuronectiformes; Scophthalmidae.